GCCGGUCUGCCAGUGGAUCCACUGUCCCGUUAAGAGCCUGUUGGCUGUCCGCUGCCUCAGACACCGUCCAGGGAUGAGACGGUGGAGAAAACGGGACGGCGUUCAUCACAAAACGUUCGCGAAAUCCACCUGCAGGAGUCGGAGCAUGUUUUCGACCCGAAAGUGGUGGAUUUUUACCGUUUUCCUGGCAGGUGUCUUCCCCCCGUCUUGCUCCGGUGUUCAUGUGUUUGUCCGAGAUGAGAAGAGGUAUGCGGUGCUGUUCCAGUCAGUGGUUCUGCCGUGUCAGUACACCAGCGUGUCCACCCAGACCGCCGUGGUGCAGUGGGUCUACAAGUCGUACUGUCGUGACCGUACGCGGGACUCCUUCAGCUUUCCUGACAGCCUGGGUGGAGGCCUGGGAGGAGGAGGAGGGCUGACAGGCGGAACUGGAGGAGUCGGCGGAGGAUACGAAGCGGGGAUGACGGCGAACUACCUCGACUGCUCUGAUAACAGCCGGACCGUCCGAACCGUGGCCUCCAUCUCUGGCUCCUCAGUCACACUGUCAGAGUAUUACAAGAACAGAGACAUCUCCAUCAUCAACAAGGCAGACCUGCGACUAGGAGAGGUCCAGUGGGGAGACAGUGGAGUUUACAUCUGCAAAGUGGUUAUAUCCGAUGACCUGGAAGGACAGAAUGAGGCCUCAGUGGAGCUGCUGGUUCUUGGUUUCUCAGGUGUACCUGAAGAUCUGCUGCCAGACUUUGAUUUGAAGAUUAUGCCAGAGUGGGUGUUUGUGGUGGCGGUGGCGCUCGGCAGUGUGUUAUUCCUGCUGCUGGUUGGGGUUUGCUGGUGUCAGUGUUGUCCUCACUCCUGCUGCUGCUACGUCAGCUGCUGGUGCUGCCCCGACACAUGCUGCUGCCCCAGACACUUGUACGAGGCAGGGAAGGGCAUAAAGACGGGCGCCUCCACCCCUCAGCCACCUGCCUAUCCUCCGUACUUUGUCUCUGGCGUCCCAACCAUGGUCCCCAUCGCUCCCCCCUCACUAGUGGACAAGAUGUCUUCUGUCCCUCCCUCAGAUGGGACCCUACUCACAGCAGUGCCGAUGCAUGCUGUAGGGGUUCCCUACCGCGUGCCUUCACCUCAGGAUCAGGAUUCUCUCAGGGUGCUACAGUAUGUAGAGAAACAGCUGGCUCACUUCAAUCCUUCCAGGUCCAUCAGUCACCAGUCCUGUAGCCUGUCUGAGCUGAGCUCCCUCCAUGAGGGAGAAGCCGGCUUCCGCCAAACCUUCCGAAACGUCCAGAAGAAAGCCCUGCCAGCCAUUCCCGAUCACGACGCUCAGCCCGAACCACAGCGUCACCGCGACAACCGCAGCCCAGAGCCGCAGCGUUACCGCGAUAAUCCCCCAUCGCCCCAUCGUUACCGUGACGACCCUGACUCAGAGCCCCGCCACGACCAGGAUGAGCCUCUUCCUCCACGACGAUACAGCGACGACCCUCCAUCAUCCUCUCAGUCACACAGACAUGGAAGAAACCAGCGAGAACAGAACCACAGUGAGGAGGAAAACCACAAAAGGUGGAACCCUCGUUCAGAACAUCUGCAGAGGAAGUCGUACCGCACUGCAGGACGAACGGGCUCGCUGGACGAGCUGGAGGAGUUCGCUGCUACGUACAAACAGAGAGGAGGCAGAGGAGCAGAGAGGAGGGAGGAAGAGCGAGGAGACUAUGAGAUGGAGCUCCGGGAGUUUAAUCGAUAUCCUUCCUACCGCGACGGUCCGCCUCAGCAUUAUUACAGCAACGACGAAGAGCUCGACGACAACAGCGACCGUGAAGAGCAUCACAGACGCAAGAAGAGUAACAGACAUAACAUCAGCCCGCUUCCUUCACCCAAAAAGAGGAGGGCCACCUCUGAAAGGGAGCGGGCCGUCCCACCGCCUCCAGCAGUAUGUCCACCGUCAACUUCUUCUCAAGAGAAAGACUACGACGCUACAUUCUUGAACAGCCUGCUGGACCGAAAGGCCAAGCUGAGAGGGGUCGGCCAGGGGAAGAGUGGGGCCCGUGGUGAGGAAGAUUCAGACACACCCUCAAAGAGCAGCUCAAAAAAGAGCAGCGGGGAAUCUAGUCGACACUGCAGUCGCUCGCCCAGCAACAGGCCGGAUUCGCUGCCUCCGUACUCUGAGUCAGAGCGAAACAGAACUGACAGGCCAUCUCCACGGCCACCACCAGCAAACACUCGCUCCUCUCAACCCUCUUUCCAACCAGGUCGCAGAGAAGAACCCAGAGACAAAUCCCGGAAAGCGGUCAGGUUCAGAAGCUACCAGAAUGAAUACUAGAGCACUCUUCUCAGCCGAGAUUCCCUCAUCGUCUGAUCGACUUAAAGCCACAGAGACUGAAAGCUUGGAUCAGACGGAAGAUGCAGCUCUGAUCGUUCACAGGAGCUGCAUGUCAUCUGAUAAAAGAUGACCGAACUGACCGUGAGUUCUUAAAUGUAUGCUCGGCCCACUGUGGGGAAAUGAAGUAGAGGUGAAGCAGAACUGGUUGAAGAGGUGGACGCUUUUCCUGUCAGGACUUUGGUGGCCUUCUGCUUGUGACAUCAUUCAGAAAUGAAGUCACUGGCUGUGUCUUAUAUAUCUCAGCUGGACAAACACUGAUGUGAGCACGGCGAAUGACCUGGACUGUCCCCCCGACCAGCAGGACACUGCUAGUGUUUCCCUCGUCCCUUUAGAAAAGACUUUCUUUACUCUUCCAGCAACAAUGGCUGCAUUCACUUCCAUUAGAUGAGAUAUUCGAAUUAAAAGCACAGUUGUAGAAUAGACGGUAUAUGACAACACCAUUAGUGUAGCUACGGUUGUAAACAAUAUGCACACUGUGUCAUUCAGUAGCAUCAUUAGGGAAUAUAGCACCUAAGGCCAGUGUUACACGAAGGUCCACGAGACUGCGUGACGUAAAUUUGGUCAUCUCAGCCCAUCUCGCAUCUCAGUAGUGUGUUAAAUAAUUCCUCCAUGCAGACUAGAAAGUAGUGUAUUGCCAAACUUUGCGUCCGUGUGCGUCUCCUCGUGGGACUAUAAUCAGAGCAUUAGUCAGACUUUUUGCAAUGAGACUUUAAUGUUACUAAAAGCGAGAAGCAGUAACCGACAUUACCAAAAUGUUUAUUUAUUUAUUUAUGGGUGACCGUUCACAUUAAGCAACACUGAUGUUAGGAGCGUCAAUGUAAAUGUGGUGCCAGUUAGCUUAUGAGCUAAUCUGCAUCAUAACUAAAAAUAACAAAUGAGCAACAGCAUUAUUCUACAGAAUUAGGUUACGAUUAACAUAAUACAAGUAAGAAAAGCACUGAGAGAGCACAGUAGGAUUUUUGACAGAUGAAAUUUGUGGUCCGCAGCGACGGGUUUGUAGGAGGAUCCCAGUCAUGAUCAGUAGUGUUCACUUGUUGUCAUAGUUACAGUGACGCCGUGCCGCUAUCUCGCAAUGAUAUUGAAAUCUUUAAGAAAUCCGUGGAUCCAGACUAUAAGCCCCAGCACUGCCAAAAUCUAAUCACUUGGUCCUUGUAUCAUUUCUGACCUUCCCUGAAAAUUUCAUCGAAAUCCGUUUGUUCAUUUUUGAGUAAUGUUGCCAACAGACAGACGGACAGACAAACCAUCGCCAAGCAUCACAUACCUCUGCCUCUCCCUGGUGCAGUAAUAAGAAUGCAAACCUGUCCUAGCAAUUUUAAAUAAUACAAGUUAAGAGUAAAACAUUAGAAACACUUCAGGUAUUGUAGAUCAAAUGUUGCUGAAAAGUGUUUGCUAACAGUAACAAAUUGUUGUCCAACUUCAUAGUUUCCCUCAGCUCUAUGAGGCUGUUUAGUGUCUUUUAGCAGAUUAUAUUCGGUUUGUAAACACUGACUUCACCCUACGUCUGCUGGGUUAUUCUGCCCUCCUGUGAACGUUGUGGUGUAUAGAGUGUGUGUAGAGAACUGAUGGAUGGAUGUUUGGUGUCAUGAUUCUUAUCCACAUAAAAGCUCCUGUAAACCUGCUGUACAUGAGCUGCCUAACACCAAACUGCACAUGGACCCAGCUGAUGAACAGUGAGCAUAAAUAUUUCCCGUAAGAGUUUGUUCAGACCAAAUGGGAGCUAAAGCUAGAGUGCUGUUGCUGCUGUGCAUUUGUUGCAUGUGCCAAUAAGCGACUAUUUACUGAAACAUUCAUGAUAUCGUGUUUAUAGGGUGAUAUGUUUACAGCCUUGUCCCUCAGUCAUACAUGCAGACAAUGUUGCUAAUUUAAAGCUCAGUACCUUCAAGCAACAUCACAGCUAGAAAAAAGGUCUGCCAGUCAAUUUAAUUGUGUUUUUUAUUAAUGUAUUAUAUAGUAGAGCAUUUUUCAAACUCUUUUAAAGCAGUAUAAGAUGGAAACAGAACUCUCAAAAGCCAAACAAUUAGUUUCUAAACAGCAUAACCGCUAGUCAGAAAAUAAAUUUUCUGUUACUGGGAAUAAAGCGCAGAUACAGUAGAUACACUGAUGAAGCACUAAACUAAUGAGGGCACAUCUGACUCAAGCAUAUGCAGGUGAUUUAGUUCCUUCUAGGUUUUUAUUCAUGACACAGUAACAUUUUCACAAACAUUCCAGAUCGAGUUUUUACAAAAUAACCGUGUUGUCCAAAAGAAUAACGCUUGAUGAGAUUUAGCAUUUUCUGUACACAGUGAACUGCCUCCUGCCUUUAAAAGAUUUCUGUAGGAAGACAUUUUUAUACUAUUUAUGUGUGCAAUGUGAUUAUAACGUGUAAAUGAUUCUGUUUGUCUGAGCACUCGAGUGUGACAUGAAGUGUCUUUGACUGGAUUAGUGUAGUUCAGUGUUUGCUUAGCGCUGCUGCUGAGUCAACAGCUCAACCAGUUGUGUGUUAUCAGCGGCUACACGCACACAAACACACACUAGGAGCAGUCAUGUAUGUUCUAGCUACACACCGUACAGUAUUUUUAUUGUUCCUGCCUCUGCGUUGGACACGCUCAUCUUUAGACAAGUUGGUUGGUUUUCUUUCCUCUGUGUUUUCUGCUGUUCGGUACUGACAACCAUGUUUGUGUGUGUGUGUGUGAGACAGCGAGCGAGAGAGAGAGAGAUGAGUCUUUACUUUUCUGUAAAGGAGACAAUGUGUGAUUGAGUGUGACUCAUGUCUUUGUUCAUUGUUUAGUCACAGACUGCCUGUCUUGGCUACACAGCUGCGUCAAAACUCACAUAUCACUUCUGCCAGCUCAGCCGCAGAUAUCUGCCCUGUUUGUUACAACAUUUUAACCUCCUGUAAGUUUCUAAAAUAUCUAUUUGUGAUGAUGACAAGAUGCAUGAAGGCAAACAUUAGGACCGACUGCAUUUUCUGCACGUCUUUGCAGUAAAUAAACUCAGCAGAAAUAUGAACCCCAGGUGUUUUUUUGAGCUUGUUGUACAGAUGGACUGCGUUAGACUAUGCAGGAAUGUCAGUGUGUCUCUCUUUUAUGCUACCUAUGACACAUUUCAGAAGGAUGUAUUGAUUCCACUGUAUUUACUUGGCUAAUCUGUUUUCUAAUAACUUUGCAGAUGAGGAUUUUAAUCACAGAACACAUGCAGAGUAGGGAUGUCCGAUAUUGGCUUUUUUACCAAUAACCGAUAUGCCGAUAUUGUCCAACUCUCAAGUCCCGAUUCGGAUAUAAACCGAUACUGAUAUAUGUGGGCUAUUUUAGGUAGCAUCACAUACAUACAUGCCUGCUUUUAUUGUGAUGCCCCAUUGGAUGCAUUCUAUGACUUUCCAGUGCAUUACUUAAUCGGUUUCAUGAUAGGCAAAAAAACCUGAGAACGAUACUGACCGAUAUUACAUUUUUAUGCCACUAUCAGGCCGAUAAUAUUGGACAUCCCUAAUGAAGAGCUUAUAAAAUGUUGAUUUUUAUAUAUUACACUACCUAACAUCUAAUUAACACAAGCUCCAGAAUGACUAAAUGCUCUUUAAAUAUUCAUCUACAGAGAAUAAAUCCUCUGAAACCUGCAUUAUGAACAUUAUUAAUACUUACAAUAGCUUCCAUUGCUGAUACAUGUCUCCUUCUGUUCGAAACAGAUUUUAAUUAAGUAUUUUUACAUCCUUAUCACCACCAUUUGCUUCUUUGACUCUUCCAAAGAGAACUGUAUCAAAUAAACAAGAGAAGAGGAA
This is a messenger RNA of Acanthochromis polyacanthus (spiny chromis), 6116 nucleotides long. RefSeq names its product immunoglobulin-like domain-containing receptor 2. Gene Ontology annotation, cellular component: membrane. Lineage: Eukaryota; Metazoa; Chordata; Actinopteri; Pomacentridae. Gene Ontology annotation, biological process: pancreas development. The record is from RefSeq and is a predicted model, not a curated record. The transcript has 11 exons. The coding region runs from base 74 to 2305 and encodes 743 amino acids.